This is a messenger RNA of Penicilliopsis zonata CBS 506.65, 1851 nucleotides long. RefSeq lists its product as hypothetical. Lineage: Eukaryota; Fungi; Ascomycota; Eurotiomycetes; Eurotiales; Aspergillaceae. The transcript is spliced from 4 exons. Bases 1 to 1851 code for a protein of 616 amino acids. The record is from RefSeq and is a predicted model, not a curated record.
AUGGCCUCCUUGAAAGAAUCCUUGGCUGGUCCAGGAUAUGUCAUUCUCAACACCAUUCGUGUACUAAACAUUAUUGUGCUCAUGGAUAUGAUUGCCGCCUGCGUGGUGAUGCUAGUGAAGAUUAAACUCCAGACCAGUUUCUUCUUCUUCGAGGCGGUAUCGCAUGUUGCGACAGCCGGGGCCUGCAUAUUUCUCAUUGUCUCAGAGCUUCCUAUCCUCAACAAGUAUUUCGAUCGCCACUGGCCAGCCCUCGGACAGGAUGCGGGAUUCCUCACAUUGUCUCUGGCUAUGUUAAUCAUGGGAGUUGGACUUUUGGGCGACUUGAAUUACACCGUCAAUGACUCGAGCUCCAUCGGCCUUGUAUUCUGGAGGAUCAUCAUCUCUGCAGGGAUUUUAGCACUGGUGAUGAGUGUCAUCAAUAUAGUCGCGACUUUUGUUUUCUGUGACCGAAAUGCUGGUGUCACUGCUCGCCAUGUGCGACUAUAUGGCGCAGUUGCACCCCAAAAGGUCCUCACUCGAACAAACAGUAACCGGUCGUUCCAACUUAGCAUGAAGCGCGAGAAUUCAUUGCCCACAUACAACACCCAGCCCCCAGCGAAAAGGUUUUCUCGCUUUCCUUUGAAGAUCUCGUCUCCAAUCAACCCAGCCCACGACGCAGCAUCGUCCAAGUACUCGCGAGACUCUCAGAUUUACCCGCUAACUAGUGAGCUACACAGCAUCAAGUCACUCCUCAUAUUCUUCGCUCCUGUCCUGAUACCCAAGGCAAUCAACUUCUAUCGAGGACUUCGUGUCUCGUUAGCAAGCCGACCUUCGCCGCAGCCUCUUCCCGCGACAGCCUCUCGGGCUCUGAACGUGCUCUUCUUCUCCGUUGUCCUCUUCCUCCUACUCAGCCUACCUUUCAAUCCGCAUGGGCCCACCCAAAACAUUUUCGCCCUCACGCGCUCGCGUCUGAAUACUCCGACAGAUGUGAUCUUCGCCCGUCUGGCACGGUAUCGUCCGCAAAAUACCCUCACGUCCGCGGACAUAGUUCUGCAAUCCAAGUUCAUAUCCCGCACCGCUAGGAACAUCUACCUCCGGUUCGGGCAGGAUGCCUUGAUAACCUGCCAGUUCUGCUCGCUAGACUCCCCGGACACAUAUCUGUUGUACUAUCUGCCGUUCAAUACGCUACUUCCCCAUCUUUUUCAUAUGAUUAUUGUGGGGUUGGUGACGUCCGCACCAUUUGCAGGCCGAGCAGCAGCACAAUGGCGGAACAAGUUUACGAUUGCCGGGUUGGCGCUGGCAGCGGCAGACCUCUACAUCAUGGCGACCUAUGAUCCAGUCCAGUCGGCCUCGGCGGCCGUCAGGGCGGGACAGAGCCCGCCUUCCAGCCUAUACACCCAGAUCAGCCUCCUACGCCCCUUAGCACUCACCAUUUUCGACAGUGUGUGCGCUUUCCUGAUCUAUGUCUCGGCCACGAACCGGUUUUUCUUCCCCCCCGUAUCACAGGCCGACCAGAUCGACAAGAUGGUCUCCAUGGCCGCGGCCACCUUGACAGAAACCAGCGCGAAGCUUCAUGGCCUGAGCGUGACGCGGAACGCGGUCGUUAGAGACAAGACCUUGAAGACUCGCGACGACAACUAUUGGCGGGCUGUAGUCUGUAUGGAGAAUGAGACCGUUGGCACGGCCAACAGCGGCGGGCCUUCGUCGACUGCAGUGACGAGCGUGUGGGAAGAAGAGGAGGUGGUACGAGCCAUGUCCAGAGCCAUGGCUGGUCAGGGAGGCGUCGACCUAGCUAGACUAGGUGUCAGCGCGAACGAGUACGUCAAUGGAAUCACAGCCGGCCUAGAGAAGACAGAUGAUACAAGCCCGUGA